Molecule: messenger RNA, 2691 nt
Organism: Trypanosoma cruzi
Lineage: Eukaryota; Euglenozoa; Kinetoplastea; Trypanosomatida; Trypanosomatidae
Product: trans-sialidase, putative
Exons: 1
Coding region: 1-2691 (896 amino acids)
Biological process (GO): ganglioside catabolic process; oligosaccharide catabolic process
Cellular component (GO): intracellular membrane-bounded organelle; membrane; cytoplasm
Molecular function (GO): exo-alpha-sialidase activity
Source: RefSeq, a predicted model, not a curated record
AUGUUCUCACGUGUUGCUGCAGUGAAGGCACCCCGCACACAAAACCGUCGCUGCGUGACCGGAUCCAGCGGAAGGAGGAGGGAAGGAAGAGAGAGUGAGCCGCAGAGGCCCAACAUGUCCCGGCAUCUCUUCUACUCUGCGGUGCUGCUGCUUCUUCUUGUUGCGAUGAUGUGCUGCAACGCUGGUGGGGCUCAGCAAACUAUUAAGACGGCGCCAGAUCCGAGAUCUUUACCGAAGACAUAUUUUGUUUGGAGAGAUAAGAAAGGUGAAGAAACAGUGGUUUACCUCCGUGUUCCCAGUCUUGUUGAGGUGAAAGGUGAUGUGUUUGCUGUUGCCGAGGCGCCGUGCAAGGAUGGCGGUGAGAAAGCAUUUACUGGAAUUGCCUCGGAGGUCCUGACAUUGAGUGAUGAAGAAUCAAAAGAAUUGGAUAAAAAUGCAGUAAAGACACAAGUACUGGAGGAAUGUGCAUUUGAUAAGAAAAGCGGCUGCCAUAUAGCGGGUCAGGAUGAUUCCAAAACCCAGACGAGAGUACUUUUGAGCCGACCAACAACAGUUGUGAAGGGAAGUGAUAUUUACAUGCUUGCUGGGAAUUACAGUUGGACACUUGCCGCUGGUGUUCAGGGAGCUGAUGCAGGCGACUGGGGACUCGUGCUGGUGAAAGGGAACGUCAGUAAUGAAAAAAGUCAAAAAAGAAUCUUUUGGAAUGAUACUUACGCUAUCCCGUGGAAUUAUAACAAAAAAAAUGAAUCCUUGGCGCUGCUGGUUGGCAGCGGUGGAUCGGGUGUUAAGAUGGAGGACGGUACGCUUGUGUUCCCAGUGGAAGGCACGAGGAAAAAGACGACGAACCAGGUUGGCACUGAAGAGGAUGAAAAGACCGUAUCGCUGAUCAUCCACUCCUUGAAGGAUACUAAUAGUUGGACGCUGUCGAAGGGGAUGUCUGACGGUGGCUGCAGUGAUCCCUCCGUCGUGGAGUGGGAGGACAAAAAACUCAUCAUGUUGACUGCGUGUGGUGAUGGCUGCCGCAGGGUGUACGAGUCCGGUGACAAGGGGGAGUCGUGGACGGAGGCACUCGGGACACUCUCGCGCGUGUGGGGCAACAAACAGGGCGAAGGUGGCGUUAGAAGCGGGUUCAUCACAGCGACGAUUGACGAUGUUGAUGAUAAGAGAAAUGUGAUGCUCGUCACUCUGCCGGUGUAUCCCGAGAAGGCUGAUAAAAAAGAAGCGGGCAAUGGAAAGAGUGAACUCCAUCUUUGGCUGACGGACAAUACGCACAUUGUUGAUAUUGGGCCGGUAUCAGGUGAUGACGCUGCCGCCAGCUCCCUGUUGUACAAAAGUGAUGGAAGUGGAGAUAAGAAGGAGUUGAUUGCACUGUACGAAAAGAAGAAGGACGGUGAGGAAUCAUCACCCAGUAUGGUCUCUGUGCUUCUGACUGAGCAGCUGCAGCGUGUGAAGGAUGUGCUGGCGACGUGGAAGAAAGUGGACGACCUUGUCUCCGAGCUGUGCCCUUCUGAGAGUGAUGUGGAGAGUGCCUCACCUGAAGAUGCCUGCAGCACUACUGAUGUUAAGAUCACGGAUGGGCUGGUUGGCUUUCUGUCCGGCAACCUCUCUGAGAACACAUGGAGGGACGAGUACCUCGGGGUGAACGCCACAGUGAAGAAGAAAGAGGAUGCAGGGGAGACAGGGGCAACAAAUACUUCCGAUGGUGUGAAGUUCCGGGGAGCGUGGGCGGAGUGGCCUGUUGGCAAGCAGGGGGAGAAUCAGCUGUACCACUUUGCGAACUACGACUUCACUCUUGUGGCGACGGUGUCCAUUGACAAGGUGCCGCAGGGAGAUACCCCUGUUCCUUUGUUGGGUGUGCAUCUGGAGGGUAAAGACAAGCUUAUGGAGUUGUCAUAUGACAGCGAAAAGAAGUGGCAGGUGCUUUGCAGUGACGGCAAGAUCAAGAAGCUAAAAAGUACUUGGGCGACAGAGAUACAGCACCAAGUGGCCAUUGUGCUACGAAACGGCACCCAUGGCACCGCGUACGUCGAUGGUAAGCGUGUGUGUGUGGAUGCGCAACGUAGCUCGGAUAAUACGGAAGGUAAAAAGAUCUCCCACUUCUACAUUGGAGGGGAUGGUGGCAGUGCAGACAACACAAGAAGCCGUGAAGACGUGUCUGUGACGGUGAGGAACGUCUUUCUGUACAACCGCCCGUGGACUUCCGAAGAGAUUGGCGCCCUCAACCCGAAUAAAGUCCCCAUUACGUCUCCGGUGACCGAAAAUGCGCCGGGAAACAUGUUGCAGUCUCCUGCGAAACCACAGCCGUCGGAACAGGAAACGUUGAUGACGAAUAUUGGUUGUGUCGGUGGCGGUGUAUCCAGUGCAGCUUCCAUUGCUACGACUCCCUCGUCUGAUGCUGCUCAAACGGUGGCGACAGGGAGUGGAGAUACAAUGCUGGGAAAUGGAUCACCCCAAACUCCUGAGGUGAGCGUGAGCUCAGGUGGGGAUAAGGAAACGGUGGAAGGGAUGGAUGGGCAGGAGGAGGGAAUCCAUGCACGGGUCAGGGACGUGAAUGCCACGGCACUCAGCAGCAGUCUCGGAAAUGUGUCGCAGGGGAAUAACAGCGAUGCCGGCACUGUGCGUGGGAGCGGACUGCUAUCAUUGCUGCUUCUUCUGUUGGGACUGUGGUGUUUGCGUCUCUGUGAGGAGUGA